AUGGCCUUGAUCCGACUGCUUCCGAUCGAUCCGAAGAUCGACUUUCUCAGCAAGCGGACCCUGUUCCUGGUCUUUUCGAUCUUCCUUGCGCUGGGGUCGAUCGGAACCUUCUUCGCCCAGGGUCUGAACUUCGGUGUCGACUUCCGGGGCGGUAUCCUGAUGGAGGUGGAAACCCGCGAGCCGGCCGAUCUGGGGCAGUUGCGCGCGGAGCUGGGCGAUCUGGAUCUCGGUGAGAUCACGCUGCAGGAGUUCGGCGAGCCGACGGUCCUGUUGCUCAACAUCAGCCGGCAGGAGGGCGGCGACGCCGAUCAGCGGGCCGCCAUCGAACGGGUUCAGCAGACACUGGGCGAGCAGGUAGUCGAGUAUCGCCGAACCGAGUUCGUGGGUCCGAAGGUCGGGGCGGAGCUUCGGCAGGCCGGCAUUCUGGCGACGGUGCUCGCGCUGGGUGCCAUCGGCAUCUACAUCUGGCUGCGGUUUGAAUGGCAGUUCGGCCUCGCGGCCCUGGUCGCCCUCGCGCACGAUGUGAUCGCGACGAUCGGCUUCUUCGCGAUCACCCAGAUCGAGUUCAAUCUCGCGACCCUGGCGGCGGUCCUGACCAUCGCCGGCUAUUCGAUCAACGACACCGUCGUCGUGUUCGACCGCGUGCGUGAAAAGCUUCGAAAAUACAAGAAGAUGCCGAUGCCGGAGCUGCUCAAUCUCGCGAUCAACAAGACGCUGACGCGCACGCUGCUGACCUCCGUGACCACUCUCCUGGCCCUGAUUGCCCUGUCGGUUUUCGGGGGCGAGGUGAUUCGCGGCUUCACCCUGGGCCUGAUCUGGGGGGUGAUAAUCGGCACCUAUUCCUCCGUCGCCUUGGCGGUCCCUCUGCUGCUCUACAUGGGACUGCGCCGGGAGCAACUCACCGGAGGCGACGAGGGCGAGGCCGAGCAGACGCCGAAAGGCGUGAUCGAAAGCGGCGCGAAGCCGUCGACCUGA
Molecule: messenger RNA, 975 nt
Organism: Symbiodinium necroappetens
Lineage: Eukaryota; Dinophyceae; Suessiales; Symbiodiniaceae
Source: the annotation of a GenBank genome assembly